CAAAAUGCAAUGGACCAGCGAGAGCGACAGGAAAGAUGGGCGCCCUUAAAUAGGAACUGCUAAACCAAUCGGAAAGCAGGAGCCGGUGGGUUUCGCGGAUUCGCCCGCUUUCCUUCUUGCCGUUGGGAAUCGCCUCAUGCGCGAGAAUUAUGGAUCCAAACUUGUUACGAGAACGAGAACUUUUCAAGAAACGAGCACUCUGUACACCUGCUGUAGAGAAACGUCCAACACCUUCUUCUGAUUCCUCAUCUUCUAAAAAGAAGAAAGCCAAAGUAGAACAGAGUGGUUCAUCAAGUUCAAAACCAAAUACAGACCACAGCAAUGGAACUUUUAAUUUGAAAGCUCUUUCUGGAGGCUCUGGCUACAAGUUUGGAGUGCUUGCAAAGAUAGUGAACUAUAUGAAGACACGACAUCAACGUGGUGAUAGCCAUCCAUUAACUCUAGAAGAAAUAUUAGAUGAAACACAGCACUUAGAUAUUGGACUGAAGCAGAAACAGUGGUUAAUGAGUGAGGCUCUUGUCAGCAAUCCUAAAAUAGAAGUUAUAGAUGGGAAAUAUGCUUUCAAGCCUAAGUAUAACUUAAAAGAUAAAAAGGCCCUGUUGAGGCUUUUGGAUAAGCAUGAUCAACGAGGAUUAGGAGGAAUUCUUUUGGAAGAUAUUGAGGAAGGUCUUCCUAAUGCACAAAAAGCAAUUAAGGCUUUAGGAGACCAAAUCAUCUUUGUUACCCGUCCUGAUAAGAAGAAAAUCCUAUUCUACAAUGAUAAAAGCUGUCAAUUUACAGUGGAUGAAGAAUUUCAAAAACUUUGGAGGAGUGUUCCUGUGGAUUCUAUGGAUGAAGAGAAGAUAGAAGACUACCUGAAACGCCAGGGUAUUUCUUCCAUGCAAGAUGUAGGCCCAAAGAAAAUAGCUCCUAUCCAAAAGAGGAAGAAGCCAGCAUCUCAGAAGAAACGGAGAUUCAAAACUCACAAUGAUCAUUUGGCUGGUGUAUUGAAGGAUUAUUCUGAUGUAGUUCCUGGCAAAUAAAUUGGUCUUCUGAACUGAACUGUUAUGUUGAUGUGGAUGCUUAGGACACAGAUAUCCUUUGUAUAUCUGAUGUGGGUCUUUCCUCUUCCAUUUCUGUAGCAGAUGAAAAGCAACAACUUUUGGGAUCAAGAAUAAACUAUUCAUCAUAACAUUUACUUUACCGGUUAAUAUAAACUUGGAUCAGAGCCAUUCAUUAUCAGUAGACUUCUGAUAUUGGGGGUAAAUAUAUUUAGCAUGUAAUGCUGAGCUUCAUGUUCAUCAGUUAAAAUUUCUUUGAAGAAUUCUUUGGCAUUCUAUGGCAAUUUAUUCAGUUGGAGUAACCUAGAUAAACCUUAAGAUUUUUGAUGUCAAGAAAACAUGUUUCUAAUAAA
This is a messenger RNA of Pseudonaja textilis, 1393 nucleotides long. RefSeq names its product general transcription factor IIE subunit 2 (gene GTF2E2). Gene Ontology annotation, cellular component: transcription factor TFIIE complex. Gene Ontology annotation, biological process: transcription initiation at RNA polymerase II promoter. Lineage: Eukaryota; Metazoa; Chordata; Lepidosauria; Squamata; Elapidae. Gene Ontology annotation, molecular function: TFIIH-class transcription factor complex binding. The record is from RefSeq and is a predicted model, not a curated record.